Adineta steineri is the source of this 855-nucleotide messenger RNA. Lineage: Eukaryota; Metazoa; Rotifera; Eurotatoria; Adinetida; Adinetidae. The record is from the annotation of a GenBank genome assembly.
AUGUCACCCUCAUCCACAGCUAUUCCUGAAAAAGAAGAUGAGGUGAUUACAGAACAAAUUGGUGUGACUAGAGAAAAUCUAGACGAUCAACAACGAUCAUGGAUGACUGCGUUAGCAAAUAUGUCAGCAACAAAAAUGAUCUACAUAAUCUCGUUUAUAAUGGUUGCUGUUGUUGGUGUAUUAAUAUGUAUGCUCAUAUCGGAUUUAUUUAAUUCAGUUAAACGAAAUGCAAUUAAUUAUGAUACAAAUUCUAAUUUAUUGCGUGGAAACAUGCGUGCACGUGAUCUUGAUAAUUAUUUAAAACAAUCUAAAAAAUGUUAUUCAUAUGAUGACAAACUAUAUAAAUAUACAUUAUGUUUGUUCGAACAAAUAGAACAAAUCUCAACAAAUGAUAACAAAACAAGAAUAAUUAGAACUUAUCUUAAAUGAGCAUGUUCAAACUUGAUCAAUCUUACAAUAUUAACUGAAUUAUUAAUUUAUUCGAAAUUUAUUGAUAAUUCAUUUCUUAUUCCAGUUUUCAAACAAAUUAAAAUAAUCGAAACAACAUUUGAAGAUGUUUAUUUUCCUCCAAGUUUUUCAAUGAAAUUUGUUGAUCGUUUUCCAUCACUUACACAUAUUGAACUUCAAGUUAUUUCGUUCGACGAUUGUGUGUCUAUAAUCGAUACAUUUCUUAGUCAUCUGAAAAAUCUAUCAUAUCUUAAAAUUAAUUAUUUUGAAGAUUCAUUACUUGAUGAUCCAUUUUCACUUGAAAAUAUUAUUGAAAAACGUCGUCAAGCAUUACCCAUGAAUAUUAUUCAUGAACAACUUAUCAAUGUCAAAAAUAAUGGAGAAGUUAUAGAAAUUUGGUUAACAUGA